AGAAGGAAACUUCGUUUUUGCGGAUGCCUAUAAACUAUGAGGUAUUGGAUUGGAUUUCUACUUUCUCCUCGUGUGACAGUGAGAUCGAAGGGUAUCAAGGCCUUCACAGCGAAGAAACCUCCUCCAAAUGCACAUGAAUAUGCAAAGAUUCAAAUUCAUCCUGUAAAUAAUUUUACUACAACUAUUGAAAACACUUUCCAAAUGACAGUCUCUAAACUUGUAAAUCAUCUUUUAGAGAAUUCAAAUGUUAGAAAUAUUAACUCUCCAGCAGUUCUUAUAAAAAAUAUUAAAGUUGUUCAAAAGAAAUUAGAGGUACUUAUCACUAGUGGAGGUGAUAAACUGGAAAUUGUUACAGAUUUCGAUCGUACAAUGUCAAAAUAUCGUCAUAACGGGGAAAUUAUUCCAACUUGUCAUGGUAUUUUUGAAUCAGAUCCUGAAUUAACUGAGACAACAAAAUCUAUAUUGAUUGAAUUACGUAAUAAAUAUUAUCCUAUUGAAAUGGAUAUUAAUCUAAAAGAAAGUGAGAAAAUUCCCCAUAUGAUUGAAUGGUGGGAGUCAGCACAUCAAGCCAUAGUUGACUGUGGUAUACAUAAAUACGCACUUGAGAAAACAGUUAAAGAAAGUCGUUUAGUUUUAAGGGAGAAAGUGGAUAUUUUUCUUCAAUUGUUACAUAACUAUAAUAUACCUGUUUUGGUUUUCUCUGCUGGACUUGGUGAUGUUAUUGAUUUAUUUCUGCAUCAUUCAAAUGUUCAUUAUGAUAAUAUGCGUGUUGUAUCGAAUUUUAUGCAAUUUGAUAAUGAUGGUAAACUGACUGGAUUCACUUCACCAGUUAUUCAUAUAUUCAAUAAAACAGCUAAUAUUGUUGUAAAUAAUGGUUUACCAAAACGACCAAAUGUUCUACUGCUUGGUGAUUCCACUGGUGAUAUACAUAUGGCAGAUGGAGCGACAAUUGAUGAUCCUACUGGCCAACUUGGUACUGUCCUGCGUAUUGGCUUUUUAAAUGAAGGAAUUGAAGAAAACUUGGAGAGAUUUCAAUCUGUCUAUGAUAUAGUUCUUGUCAAUGAUGAUACAUUUAAUAUCCCAUUGAAAAUUAUUCAAAGUAUCCUGUUACACGAUGAUUAAUGGAAGUAAAAGAAGAGCUAAUGAAAGAGAAAUUGAGUUGACAUGCUUUGAAUCACACUCAUUAUUCAUUUAUUCGUUUAUUUUUAGAUUUUUUUUAAAGAAAAAUUCUAUUUUAUUACUGUAAUUUAUUAUUAUUAUUACUAUUAGUAUUAUUACUAUUACCAUAGUGAUUAGUGAAAUCAAAUAAAAUGGAAACUUUUAUUAUCAUCACUUGUUUUAAUUUUCAAUGAACUUGCUGAUUUCCUUAGCUUAUUUUAUUAUUAUUUUUUUUCUGAGUCUUUCUGUGAGUUUGUAUGGAAGUGUACAAAACGAGAGUGGUGAAUAUUCUUCUUCCUUUUAUGAUUUGUCGCCUUCAUCAAGCAGCCAACUUAUCUAUUAUAUACAUCCAUAUAAUUAAUUGGUUCAUUACUCAGUUUUGUGCUAUCCAUCAAUCCUUUACCCUACCCUAGCCCUGGAUAUUUAUUUCUCACUAUGUCCACCCACCCACCCAUCUAUCUGUCUAUCUAUCCGUUGAUAGAUUGCUACACUGGUAUGCAAUAAUAAUGACAAUCAUUAAUAUUAUUAUUAUUAUUAUCGUUAUUACUAUUUACUAUUCUGUCACCUUAUUAAAUUAAUACAUAAUAAAGAACAUGUGUAAUUUUUUGUUAAAACUUAAGAUUUUCCUUUUUAUCUUCAAAUUUCCCUCCUUCUCUUUCCCUUCUUUUCAUUUUCCCGCUCAAUAUAUUAUUUGAAAGUUACGCCGGAUUAUUGAAACAUUGAACAAAUCAAUAAAUAUUUAUUCGCCUAGUGGAUGGAAAGUUGUAAACACACACACACACACACACUUAUUCUUCUUCCUCUUCGUCACGUGUUAGACGUUAUCAAUUAGUUAGUUGAUGAAGAGUUAUCAUCACAACAUAUAUAUAUAUAUAUAUAUUGUAGCAAAAAAUAUAUUUGCUGUUGUAUAUUUCUACAGUUAAAUAAUCAUUUAUUUGAUUCUAUUCUUCUACUAUUUAUGUUUUCUAUUAAAAUAGAUUUAAAAUGAUGUACUUUAUCUUUUUGAAGAUGUGUAUAAAAAAAUGUGUUUCUUCAAUAAAUUGAUUAACAGAAUCGA
Messenger RNA from Trichobilharzia szidati, 2215 nucleotides. The record is from the annotation of a GenBank genome assembly. Lineage: Eukaryota; Metazoa; Platyhelminthes; Trematoda; Strigeidida; Schistosomatidae.